This is a messenger RNA of Aphanomyces invadans, 1654 nucleotides long. RefSeq lists its product as hypothetical. Gene Ontology annotation, cellular component: cytoplasm. The transcript is spliced from 4 exons. The record is from RefSeq and is a predicted model, not a curated record. Gene Ontology annotation, biological process: D-xylose metabolic process. Gene Ontology annotation, molecular function: NAD+ binding; UDP-glucuronate decarboxylase activity. Lineage: Eukaryota; Oomycota; Saprolegniomycetes; Saprolegniales; Verrucalvaceae. The coding region runs from base 16 to 1401 and encodes 461 amino acids.
GUGAAAUUCAUCGACAUGAGCCACCACCACAACGAUGACGCGAGCAUCCACAGCUUGAGCGACGACGGCGGAGCCGGCCGCAAGCGUGGAGCGCAUUGGAAUCACUACUCGGACGAUUUCUCUGACCCCAAGCGCAAGCGGUGCAAGUGCAACUACUGUGGUCAUGCUUUCUACGCCGACCCUCAACGCAUGCGUAACCACACCGAGACGUGCCGAGACGCUCCAGUCGGGGUAAAGUCUCCGUCGUUGUCGGCUGGUGCGUCGAAUGAUUCGACGUCGUUUUCGUCGAAUGAUCGGAUCAUUCCGGUGCAGCGUCUUGUCGCGUCCAGUCUCACAGACACUGCCACCGUCGUCAGGCCACUGCGCCCUGACGUAGCCCCUGGGACAAAGCCCAAGCGCAUUCUCGUGACAGGUGGCGCAGGCUUCCUCGGUCUUCACCUGUGCAAGCGUCUUCUCGAUAUGGGCCACGACGUGAUUUGCCUCGACAACCUCUUCACAAGCCAACGCAUCUCGUUGCGCGACCUGCAACGCUACGAGAACUUUGAGUUUGUGCGCCAUGACGUGACCGAGCCGUACUAUUGCGAAGUCGACGAGAUCUAUAACUUGGCGUGCCCAGCAUCCCCCGUGCACUAUCAGUACAACCCGAUCAAGACAACCAAGGUGUCGUUCCUCGGUGCGCUGCAUAUGCUCGGUCUUGCCAAGCGGUUGAAUGCCAAGGUGCUGCAGGCGUCGACGUCCGAAGUCUACGGCGACCCGGAGCAAUCGCCCCAACAAGAAAGUUACUUUGGUCAUGUCAACUGCAACGGUGUGCGAUCGUGCUACGACGAAGGCAAGCGCGUCGCUGAGACGCUCUUCUUUGAUUACGAGCGCAUGCACAACACGCAGAUCCGCGUCGCCCGCAUUUUCAACACGUACGGACCGGGGAUGCACCCCCACGACGGCCGCGUCGUGAGCAAUUUCAUUUUGCAAGCGCUGGCGAACGAACCGAUCACGAUCUAUGGCGAUGGGAGCCAAACACGCAGCUUCUGCUACGUCGAUGACCUUAUCGACGGGCUCAUCAUGUUUAUGGACAACCCGACGCACACCGGUCCCAUGAAUUUGGGUAACCCGUUCGAGAUCACGAUCCUCACGUUGGCGACCACAAUCAUCCGCAUGACGCAGUCGUCGUCGACUCUCGAGUUCCUCGAUCUCCCUGGCGACGAUCCCAAGCUCCGCCGCCCCGACAUCACCCUCGCCAAGUCUGUGUUGGAUUGGACGCCGUCUGUGCAGCUCGAAACUGGGCUCCAGCGCACGAUCGACUACUUUCGCAACUUGGACUUGACGCGGUAUACCAAGCCAACAUCCCACACAGCGCACCGCAGCACGGAAGCGCUCAAGGCGAAGAAAAAGGUCGACGUGUAAACUCGCCAACACACGAACGAGCUGCAUCGAAGCCUCUUUUGCUGUACACGUGAUAGAACCCAUUGUGGAGAGGACGUCGACCGAGAAUAAUGUGGUGUGCAUGGUCGUGGAAACGACUUUAAUCCAUCGAGUGAGUCACCUACUGCGCGUCCGAACGACUCUGGUCCGACGCUUCCGCCGCCUUGGCAGCUUCCGCCUCUGCUUCCCUGAUCUUUCGAAUGCCGGCGACACCGUCUCCUUGUCCGAUUUUGGC